CUGUGUCUGUGUCGUGGCCAUCGUCGUCGUCGUCGCCGCCGUCGCCGUCGCCGUCGCCCGGCUGAAAUCGCAGGUCUCCGGUGGAAGUUGGAAGUUGGGAACGCGCAGUAGUGGCUACCACACCAGAGCAGCAGCCAAGGUCGCACAGUUUGAGCACGUCUUGCAAUUCUCCCAACAUCCACCACCACACAGCCGCACCACGUGUGAGGAGGCUUGAAACUUGAUAUCGGGCUGAUACUGUGCCUGAGAGAAAAGAGUUGGCGUAGAACUAGUCCUCGGUCCAUCGAAGGCUGGUGAACCUUCACCAUGCUUGGCGCGAAGAAUGCCAAUGACGCCGCAAACAACAGCACAACACCACCCGCCCCUCCAGACGAGCUUCUCGAAAUCGAACGCGCGUUGGCAUCGCGUCUGCAGGACCAUCGCGACUAUUUGACAAGCAUCACUGCACCAGACUCCGCACCUCCAUCGGACCAUCUCCACGAGCAGAGCAGUACAUGGCCCUCUCACAAUCAUUCUUCCGAGACCGCCACCGCCACCAAUACCGCUGUCGCGCCUGCAUCUGCGCGUGAGAGUCCUUUGACGGCACCCUCAUUACCACCCAGCCAUGAUCACGUACCGAUGAGCCACGCAGCGCCGCAGCCUGUGAAUCUUGACGGCCAGAAUGCCGAGGAGCAGCAAUUGGAGCCUGACAACAACGAGUCUAAGUGAAUCAAUCUUCAACUAUCGAAAGGAACACGGCCGCACCUAUCAUGCUUACAAGGACGGCAAAUACAUCUUCCCGAACGACGAGCGUGAAGCGGACCGUCUUGACUUGCAGCACCAUUUGCUGAGGAUCACUUACGCCAACAAAUUGUUCUUUGCGCCUCUCAGCGAUCCGAAGCGAUGUCUAGAUGUCGGCACAGGCACUGGCAUUUGGGCCAUUGACUUUGCCGACGAAUUUCCCGAGUGCGAGGUGACCGGCAUAGACUUGAGUCCUAAUCAGCCUACGAUGGUGCCUCCUAACGUCAAGUUCGUUGUCGACGAUGCUGAAGAUGUGUGGCUGUACCAGGAGAAGUUCGACUUCAUCCACGCCCGACUCCUGUCUGGCUGUUUCGCCGACUGGCCGGCGUUCAUAAGACAAUCAUUCGAGAACCUUGAACCUGGAGGCUGGCUGGAACUACAAGACUACGGACUUCCCGUCAAAUCCGCAGACGGAACUCACAUCGGCACAGAAAUGUACCGAUGGGGAGAACUGCUCUGCGAAGCUGGACGCAAAAUCGGUCGUCCUCUGGGGUCUGAUGUGUAUCCCCAUUUCGAGGAGUGGAUGAGACAAGCAGGCUUCGUCGACAUUCAGACGAGGAUGUUCAUGUGGCCGUCAAACUCCUGGCCCAAAGAUCCUUUCAUGAAGGAUCUUGGUCGCUGGAACCAAGUCAACAUCAUUGACGGGCUCGAGGCUUUCUGUAUGGCACUUCUCACUCGAGCUUUGGGAUGGCAGAAAUCCGAAGUGGAUGUUUUCGUGGCGAAAAUUGCGGCUGACUUCCGGAAUAAGAAGAUUCAUGCCUACUUUCCAAUGCCGGUGGUCUUUGGGCGGAAACCAUGGUAG
Molecule: messenger RNA, 1582 nt
Organism: Pseudocercospora fijiensis CIRAD86
Lineage: Eukaryota; Fungi; Ascomycota; Dothideomycetes; Mycosphaerellales; Mycosphaerellaceae
Exons: 5
Coding region: 662-1582 (306 amino acids)
Molecular function (GO): methyltransferase activity
Source: RefSeq, a predicted model, not a curated record